AUUCUAUUAGGGUAAUAUGAGGAAUUUAUAUACAUUUUGAAUAGCUUCCAUUGAUAGAGACUUAGUUAAAAAUAUCCAGACAUAACGGAAAUAAUAAAAAACACUGUGGAAUGUCAUACGACCUGACUUGGGGCUGAAUGCGAACAGGGCAUGCUGUCAGACAGGGGCGAACCGGUGCUGUAUCUCAACCAGCAGAAUAAUGGCUGAGGACUAUUGGGAGAGCACACUGGCUUUGGGAUAUUUUUGCUAAGAUUACAAGGGCAUACGGGAUCUCGCGUCCUCGGAGAGCUUGAACUGUGGCUACCCCUCCGCCCUCUGCGUCUCGGCCCCCGCCCUCCACGUCUCGCUCCGCAUCCCGCCCCCCGCUGCCCCCUCUGAUGGACCGCAUGAGGAAGAUCAAGCGGCAGCUGUCCCUCACCCUGAGGGGGGGCAACAGUGGGGAUAAGACCAGUGAGACCAUCAGCCCUCAGGACACAGCGCACAGUCACAGUGACUCCGAGACCAUGUCAGUGCGGGGCAGUGGCACUGGCAGUUUGCGGGGUUCAGUGCGAGGCAGUGGUGGUGGAGGCUCGUUCAGCAUGCACUCCCUGCUCCAGUCGUACGGCUCCGCCCUGCGCCGACCACACAGCCUGGGCCGCAGCCUCAGCUCCUAUCUCAACCACACCACACGCCUGGAGAUAGUUCAUGAAGAUGUGAAGAUCGGCUCUGAUGGGGAGAGUGACCAGGUCUCGGCCACCUCUUCUGAUGAAGUACACAGUCCUGUCAGGGUCCGCCUCAGGAACAACUCUGUACGCAAGAUAUCCACCGAGGAUAUAAACAAGCGGUUGUCCUUGCCUGCGGACAUCCGUCUCCCAGAUGGCUACCUGGAGAAGUUCUGUCUGAACAGUCCUCUUUUUGACAAACCUCUAAGCCGGAGGCUAAGGAGAGUCUCCCUGUCCGAGAUUGGCUUUGGGAAGCUGGAGACCUAUGUGAAGCUGGAUAAGCUAGGAGAGGGAACCUAUGCCACCGUAUACAAAGGGCGCAGCAAGCUGACUGACAACCUGGUGGCUCUGAAAGAGAUCCGAUUGGAGCAUGAGGAGGGGGCUCCCUGCACUGCCAUCAGAGAAGUGUCUCUGCUGAAGGAUCUGAAACACGCGAACAUAGUGACCCUCCAUGACAUCAUCCACACGCAGAAGUCUCUCACGCUGGUCUUUGAGUACCUGGAUAAAGACCUUAAGCAGUAUCUGGAGGAUUGUGGCAACUCUAUCCACAUGCACAAUGUGAAGCUCUUCCUGUUCCAGCUGCUGCGCGGCCUCAACUACUGCCACCGCCGCAAAGUCCUCCACAGAGACCUCAAACCCCAGAACCUGCUCAUCAACGACCGCGGAGAGCUCAAACUGGCUGACUUUGGCCUGGCCCGGGCUAAGUCCAUUCCCACCAAGACAUACUCCAACGAGGUGGUGACGCUAUGGUACCGUCCCCCAGACAUCCUCCUAGGAAGCACUGACUACUCAACGCAGAUAGAUAUGUGGGGAGUGGGUUGUAUCUUCUACGAGAUGUCUACAGGCCGCCCCCUGUUUCCUGGUUCCACAGUGGAGGAGGAGCUGCACUUCAUCUUUAAACUGCUAGGUACACCCAAUGAGACAUCCUGGCCUGGAAUCACCUCCAAUGAGGAGUUCAUCUCAUACAACUACCCCCGGUACAGAGCCGACUGUCUACGGAAUCACACACCAAGACUGGACAAUGAAGGAGUGGAACUGCUGUCCAAACUGCUGCAGUUUGAGGGAAAGAAGCGCAUCUCAGCAGAGGAGGCCAUGAGGCAUCUAUACUUCCACAGUCUGGGAGACCGAGUCAUCACACUGCCUGACACUACAUCAAUAUUUUCACUUCAAGACAUUCAGCUGGAGAAAGAGCCCGGCUGUAGAAGCAGCUCCUUGUCUGACUCAGAGCUCGUACAGGGAUGCCUAAGGUUCCGGCACACCUUAGUGAACAGCAUAUCUCGUCGACAGAGCCUGCUUUUCUGAGUGGAGUGAGAGAGAGACGGACGAACGAGAGGACGGGAAGCUGAGACAUUUCUGUGUGCGAUGAAGGGAUACAUAUUCAUCAUCUUUAUACCUUUUGAAUUGUCAUUGUUGGUCCAUUUAGUGUUGAGGUUCCCUAGCUGUUUACAUGUAAGACGAGGCUGAGGAGGAUACCUGUUUUUCUUCUGUGUUUGCUCUCAAUAUGCACUCUCUCCUCUAUAUAGAAAAGUUUACUGUCACAGACACACGUUUACCAUCACGUAUACUGUAAAUGCUGACAGGCAAAGAAAGCCUUACCAUUUUUCCUUGUAUAGCUAACUACUGUGAUCUUUAGUUUACAGGCUGACAUAAUUGCAGCCCUGUAUAAUUACAUUUAGACAUGUCAGGACAUUCUUUGAAUGCAAUAAUCAUCACCCGUACAUUUUAAUGGAUUUGGACCAAAGUUUUCGACUCACUUAAAUUAUGCACAAUGCUAUUGUAAUACCCCUAGCUAGAAGCUUUCUAUGUUUUAUUGUAUAAUACCACAAUGAAGGAAUCAUUUGAAAAAUGACAAGGCUUGAAUAAGUGAUAAGUUGAUUAGAGUUAUCUUCUAAUUGAGGGGGGAAUAAUAAUAUGGUGAGGCUGUAGUGUCUCACCUUGGUCUUCCACACUCCCAUUUCCACCACAGCAAGGUAUUAGUCUGUCCCUCCCAUUUCCACCACAGUAAGGUAUUAGUCUGUCCCUCCCAUUUCCACCACAGCAAGGUAUUAGUCUGUCCCUCCCAUUUCCACCACAGUAAGGUAUUAGUCUGUCCCUCCCAUUUCCACCACAGUAAGGUAUUAGUCUGUCCCUCCCAUUUCCACCACAGCAAGGUAUUACAGUCUGUCCCUCCCAUUUCCACCACAGCAAGGUAUUACAGUAUCCCUCCCAUUUCCACCACAGUAAGGUAUUAGUCUAUCCCUCCCAUUUCCACCACAGUAAGGUAUUACAGUAUCCCUUCCAUUUCCACCACAGCAAGGUAUUAGUCUGUCCCUCCCAUUUCCACCACAGCAAGGUAUUAGUCUGUCCCUCCCAUUUCCACCACAGCAAGGUAUUACAGUCUGUCCCUCCCAUUUCCACCACAGCAAGGUAUUACAGUCUGUCCCUCCCAUUUCCACCACAGCAAGGUAUUACAGUCUGUCCCUCCCAUUUCCACCACAGCAAGGUAUUACAGUCUGUCCCUCCCAUUUCCACCACAGCAAGGUAUUACAGUAUCCCUCCCAUUUCCACCACAGCAAGGUAUUACAGUAUCCCUCCCAUUUCCACCACAGCAAGGUAUUACAGUAUCCCUCCCAUUUCCACCACAGUAAGUUAUUAGUCUGUCCCUCCCAUUUCCACCACAGUAAGGUAUUACAGUCUAUCCUUCCCAUCUCCAUCAAUCCAAGGUAUUAGUCUAUCCCUCCCAUCUCCCCAUUGAAGGGGGAUAUUAGUUUAGUACCAGGUAGAUUAAUCCCAACAGUGUCUUGGUGGCAUUUGGGGGAAAACCUCAUGGUGUAUUUAUUUAUUUAUUUUUAUAAUGCUGUGCUUGGCUGAUAUGGUACAAUGGUUUGAAAGAAAAUCACUUCUGUUCUAUUUUCACACAACGUUUUGCAGUUCUCUGAGGAAUCCAUAGCACUUACAGGAAUUCUCCUCAUUCUUGCAGGAAUUCUGGAAUUUGUGGAACCGUUGUACCAAAAACCUGGAGAUGGCGUUCUCUUUAUUGAUUAUAUAGACAUGCAUCCAAUACAAAUUGAGCUUCCACAGUGAAACAUCACAACCCUGAUAGGUUUAAUGACUCUUUAGGGCACAGGGUACAGUAUUGUUGGGUAUAAUGUAAUUGUGUUUACACAUCUACCUGUUUGGAGUGAAAGAGACAGUCUGCAAAUUUCCCCACUAUGUACAGGGUGAUGUGUGGUCAUCAUUCUGAGGAGAGUGAGAGAGUGCACCAGACACAGUCUCACUACUAAUACACCGCCUGCUGAUGUAGUUAGCCCACCUAUUAACCACGGCUGUUGUUCUAAAGCAGUGGUUCCCAGCCUUUUACCCAUGUACAUUUUACCAGUAGGACUAUGGUCUCAUGAGUCUUCUCAAGUACUCCCUGUGGAUAGGCCAAGUUCCCCCUGUGGAUAGGCCAAGUUCCCCCUGUGGAUAGGCCAAGUUCCCCCUGUGGAUAGGCCAAGUUCCCCUGGUUGGGAACCACUGUUCUAAAGCACUUCAGUAUGUGGAUUCUGUGAAAACCAAAGUGAACAUGCAUAAAACUGUCAUCUGAAAUGUCUGGCUCGUCGUUUUGAAUGGGGAUAGAUGAUGUGUUUCAAACCUCAAAUAACCAAAGUAUACAUUUUUGGAUUGAGGCGGUAACUUGGAGAGAAAUGCAGUUGGUUAUGAAUUCUCACCAUCUCAACCAUUGGGUUAGUUUGGUGGGUUGGGGUGUGAUCCUAGCAGCGAGAUGUUGUGAACUUAGUAAGUGUGAAUGAGUGAGCGUGUGCUGUCUGUGUGCGGUGUGUGUGUAUGAGAGAGCCAGAGUGAGAGAGUCAGAGUGAGAGAGUCAGAAUGAGAGAGUCCGAGCAGAGGAUAUGUGUCGUGAAGCACGGCAAUGUUAUAUUGUGGAAAAAGAAUAUGGUAUGUUGUAAAUAACCUUAGAUUAUUUUACGGAACCGAGCAGAGGACUGUGCAAUGAGAUGAGGAUACUCUUCUCAUUAUGUCAUAUUGAAGAUAAGAAUAUAGUUUUCUUACGAUGAUCAUUGA
Molecule: messenger RNA, 4742 nt
Organism: Oncorhynchus gorbuscha (pink salmon)
Lineage: Eukaryota; Metazoa; Chordata; Actinopteri; Salmoniformes; Salmonidae
Gene: cdk16
Product: cyclin-dependent kinase 16
Exons: 19
Coding region: 378-2003 (541 amino acids)
Biological process (GO): protein phosphorylation; neuron projection development; exocytosis
Cellular component (GO): cytoplasm; synaptic vesicle; nucleus
Molecular function (GO): ATP binding; protein kinase activity
Source: RefSeq, a predicted model, not a curated record